AUGAACUGGCUUUACUUCCAUGUAUAUAUAGUGGUUGUAUCUAAGCGGACCCUUGUGAGUAACCCUGCAUGACUCUGCCCCUUCCUGACUACUUUGUUACUCAAGGCAAAGCAGCUGACUUUGAUCUAGCCGCAAAGGUUACAGCUAAGGGAGAUACUAUAUUCACAUAGAAGCAGCGUAGCACCGGUUAGCGAACAGCAAGGCUGUGGCGCGCAGGCUUGACGAGCUUCCUCUGGUCAGCUGUUUUCUAUUCCAGCAGCCUAAUAAAGACAGCACGUAAGAGAAAUGGAUCCCGCAAGCAAGCAGGCGGCGAAGUACAAGACGCAGUCGCUGUUGGGAAUCAUAAACGACAAGGUGGAGGUCGGCAUGGCAAAGAUCCGCGGUGAAGACAGCGCCGCUUUGGAUGUUGCCAUUAUAAAGGCAACGCUGCAAGAUGAGGUUGUGCCGAAGGAAAAGCACGUCCGGACCCUUAAGGCAGCAUGCAACGGUUCCUCUCCACGCCAGACCGUGAACUACGUAAUUCACGGCCUGGCUAGGCGACUGGAGGACAAUGCGAAGGCCUGGCUUGUAACCUUGAAGACGCUCAUUGUCUUCCACCGGCUGAUGCGGGAGACAGACCCAUCUUUCCAGGAGGAGCUCCUCCGCUACGCCGAGCGCACCGGCCACCACCGCAUGCUGCGCCUGGAGUCGUUUGCUGAUCACACGACAAAGGAGACGUGGGACUUGUCUGCGUUCAUCCGCGUGUACAGCCUGUACUUGGAUGAGCGCCUGGCGGUAUUCCGCGCCAUGCGCUUUGACCCGCAGCACGACCAGGGCCUGGAGGCGCGGGAGUCAAAGCUCAAGAACUGCACUGCCGCGGAGCUACUGGACCAGCUCCCGGCCGUGCAGCGCCUGCUUGGGCGCCUUGUGAGCUGCGUGCCCGAGGGCGCAUCCCAGAGCAACGAGAUUGCCUUGCUCGCAUGCUCGCUGGUCCUGCAGGAGGUUCGCUCCGUGUACAAGGUGGUGUGCGAGGGCGUGCUGAACCUGGUAGACAAGUUCUUCGAAAUGGACCGAGGCGACAUGCUCAAGGGUGUGGAGCUGGUGAAGGAGAACCUGGCGGUCAACGAGCGGCUGAACGCCUUCGUGGCCACCAUCGGCGGCAUCCCGGCGCUGCGGGGCGCAGUGCAGUUCCCAGCUGUGCAGCCGCUACCGGCGGACUUCCUGACAACGUUGGAGGAGUACGUCAAGGACACUCCGAAGACGGUUGGGGACAAGGCGGGCGCCGGACGCGCCGCUCCCACAGCUGUGCGCGGACCAACGCCGCGGCUCAUCGUGGGUGGACCCAUUAAGGACGCGGCCAGCGGACCCACCUCGCCCCAGCCCGCCCCCGUAGCCCCAGCCCCGGCGCCCGAGGUGGACCUGCUAGGCGGGUUUGAGGCCCUCACCGUCAACCCUACCCUUCCCCCCGCAGCUGCUGCUGCCGCACCGCCGGCUGCUCCUGCGUCUGCCAUGCCGCCUGCACCUCCUGCCGCGGCCCCGCCGCCGGCGUCGUUCGACCCCUUCGCCAGCUUCGGAGGUGCGCCGGCUCCAGCACCGGCUGCAGCAGCGGCUCCGCCCGCCGUACCUGCGGUGCCGCCGCCAGCAGCCGCAGUGCCUCCCGCCUACCCGUACGGCCCCUCUUCCUCCUUUGCGCACCCGGGAGCGGCGCCGGCAGGCGGACCCUUCGGCUACCAGGGUGUUCCUCCGCCUGUCUCCCCACAGCCCGUGGCGCCCCCGCCUGUCGCCAACACCUUCAACGACGCCAUGUUUGGCGGCUCAAACGCCUUCGGGGCCCCACCACCAGCCUACCCCGCAGCGCCGCCCCAGCCUGCACCGGCGGCCAGCGGCCCGACGCCCUUCAACCCAUUCGCCAACCCCAGCAUGCAUGCUGCUGUGGCCCCCCACAUGCCCACGGGGUCCACCCCUCCGGUGCCCGCGCCCGCGGCGACCCCAUUCCCGCCACCACCCACUCCGGCCACACCACCGCCACCGGCUUCGGCGCAGGUCCCGGCACCUGCCGUGCCUCAGCCGCAAGCAGCUCCGCCUGCGGGUUUUGCACCCUCACCGCAACCGCAGCUUCAGGGCGUAGGUGCAUUUGCCAACCCGUUUAGCUCACCUGGUGUUGCAUCCCCUGCGGCUGCGCCCGCCAACCCCUUCAGCUCGCCCGGCAGCGCCAACGCCAGCCCUGCUCAGGGCGCCAACCCCUUUGGGGGCGCUGCCGCGACGACGACACAACCGCCGCCCGCGGGCACCAACCCCUUCGCCGCUGCCGCGCCCGGCGCGGGGGCCUGGCCUGGCGCUGCGGUGUCGCCAGCAGUUACAACGCAGCAGGUGGGGGGCUACAACCUCAAGAAGCCAGCCGACCCGCUGCACGACCUCUCGUUUGACCUGUUUGGAAAGCCGCAAGCGCCGGCCGCACCGCAGCCCAUGCGCGCUCAGGCGGGUCCCACAGCAGGGCCCAAUGGAGCUGGUUCGCCGGGCAACUUCUUUUGAGGAUCCGUGGCAAGCGCCGACGGGCUUUGAAGGGAGGCCGCUAAGGCCGCUGAAACACCGUUAGUCGUGGCUUGCAUUGCAGGGCCCUGGAUUAGAGCUGAGGAUUAGAGGCGUGGAUAUUGUGGCGGGUCUUAGGACUUAGCGACAGCUUACAUAAGUGGGGAUCCAAUACUUUGUUUGGACUACGCGCAUGUUGCAGGCUUCGUGCUGUCAGGCCGGCGUGCGUGUGGUAUGUGGCGGCGUUAGGGCAUCCUGGAUAGGGUAACGAGCAGGUUCUGAGUGGUGAGGGAACCGCAUGAUUAAGCUUGGGUUAUUAGACCCAUUGACGAUACCUACAUUACCUAGCCAGCCUUUUGACUUCAUGCAUGCGAUGGUGCUGACAUGGCCAGCAGCACUCGUGUACGACAACUGUUCACAUGUAUAGUGCCGGGUGAGGGUACUUGACGGCAAGUCGCGGGGCAUAUAACCUGAUUUUCGUUACUGUUAAUACAUCGCUGACCAUCCAUGCGUCGUCCUGACUGUGACGGGGACACAACAGUUCAGUCCCACACGGCUAGGCAUGAUUAUAACUGCCUGUAAAUAGUUAUGGACGUACCACCUGCG
This is a messenger RNA of Astrephomene gubernaculifera, 3114 nucleotides long. Lineage: Eukaryota; Viridiplantae; Chlorophyta; Chlorophyceae; Chlamydomonadales; Astrephomenaceae. The record is from the annotation of a GenBank genome assembly.